AUGUGCACCGAGUGUGAGCCGUGUGGGCAGCGGGUGAUAGCGCCUACACCGCCUCCGCCACCCCCACCUCUGGCGCCGCCCUCACCACCAGCGAUCGUUAGCUUCCCUGCAGAAGGCGCGCUCAUUCUUGCAGGCGGCGACGGAGUGCGGGGGUCCGAGGGCUGCGUGCACGAGCCCGACGCCACAAACUUUAGCGGCGUGCCUAUCGCCGGGCAGUGCUGCACUCGCGAAGGAAACUGCAAGCGCAGCACGAGCAGGAGCAACGACGACUGUAUCUUUGGCGCGUUCGGGACGCCCGCCUAUCGUCAGACGACGUGGAUAGAGGCAGCACGAAAGUGCGAAUCCGAGGGUCUCGUCCUGUGCGACAAGGGCUGCAAGAACACUGGGUGCGGGUACCACGCUGUCUGGUCUCGGGGCGGCCGCUUUGCCAAGCUCGUUAAGCUGCUCCCAGCGGUCAACAAGGAGCUUCGCUACCUUGGCACAGCUAUCCCCGACAGCGGACUCCUGAACGACGUCAACUACGUGGAGUACUUGCUGCGCGAAUUCAACGCGGCUACUCCUGGCAACCAGAUGAAGUGGGGCCGGAUGGAGCGCGCGCGGGGCGAGAUAGACUGGGCCCAAGCGGACCAGUUCGUCGAGUUUUGCCAGCUCCACAGGUUGCGGAUUAAGGGGCACGCGCUCGUGUGGCACACUCAGAUGCCAAGCUGGGUGGACGACGCGCUGCCCGCUUGGCAGCUACGCGCAGCGCUGCUCAACCGCGUCACUACGCUCGUCUCGCGCUACAAGGGCAUUGUCCGCGCGUGGGACGUCAUGAACGAGGCGACGGCCGACAAGACGUCGGUGCUGAAUGGCGAGGCCGUCGAGGGGCUCUACCGCCCGACGAUCAUCAUGAAGAAGCUCGGCCCGGGGAUCAUCGACGACCUGUUCCGGGCCGCCCACGCCGCUGAUCCGGACGCCGAUCUCAUCUACAAUGAGUACAAUGUCCUCAAGGGGGGUGCAAAGGCGGACCGGAUGUACACUAUCGUGCAAGGGCUGCUGCAGCGGGGGGUGCCGGUGCACACGGUCGGCUUCGAGGGGCACGUCUUGGGCAAAGAGAUCUAUCCGAAGACGGAGGCGGUGCGCGGCAGGAUCAAGCGCAGCCUCAAGCGCUUUGCAGACCUCGGCGUCAAGGUCACGCUGUCCGAGAUAGACAUGCGCGUGAGGGACUGGCCCGAGGCGGUGCGUAUGGAGAACCAGCGCGAGGCCUACCGUGCCCUCAUGGCGGAAGCCCUGAUCUCGCCGUACGUUGAGGGGCUCACCUUUUGGGGGUUCACUGACAAGUUCUCGUGGAUCCACGGCUGGUUUGGAGAAGACGACCCGUUGCUUUUCGACCGCGAGUAUGGCCUCAAGCCAGCGUAUCAUGGGUGCUGCGACGGGGAUGCGAGCUCCAACUUCAAUUGUAGCGGCUCCGUCAUCACCACUAGCACCGGCUGGAACAACGGCGGACUCUGCAGGGGCUGCUCGAGGUGCAUUGCCGAACGAAAAGAGACGUGGGAGAUGGAGGAUUGCUUUGGCAACAGCGCGAGGGACACAGCAGAAUAUGACGAAACAUACUUUCACGAGAAUGAUAUAAAAGGGGUUAGACUGAUAAAAAAGAGACUUGAGAGACUUGAGAGCGACGUGUGA
Molecule: messenger RNA, 1665 nt
Organism: Emiliania huxleyi CCMP1516
Lineage: Eukaryota; Haptophyta; Isochrysidales; Noelaerhabdaceae
Exons: 5
Coding region: 1-1665 (554 amino acids)
Biological process (GO): carbohydrate metabolic process
Molecular function (GO): hydrolase activity, hydrolyzing O-glycosyl compounds
Source: RefSeq, a predicted model, not a curated record